AUGAUGUGGCUAUGUAUGCAUCCAGGGCAAACGCCAUUUGCGGCACAGCGCUCCACGAUGAAACGGCACCGGCCCCGAGCUGAAGACUUCACAAUCGGCUGGAUCUGCCCCCUCCCACUCGAAUAUGCAGCAGCAAAAGAGGUUCUGGAUGAGCUGUACGACGAGGCUGAAUACGCGACUGGUCGCAUAUACAACCAUGAAAUCGUCAUCACCUGUCUUCCUGCGGGGCAGAUGGGUACAAAUGCUGCCGCCGCCGCCACAGCCAGAAUGCUUGCUGCAUUUCCCAACCUGAAGAAUGCUCUCCUCGUGGGUAUAGCGGGGGGCGUACCGAGUAAGCAGGCGGACAUCCGACUUGGCGAUGUUGUCAUUAGCCAGCCAAAUGGACAAUACGGCGGAGUUGUCCAGUAUGACUUUGGGAAGACGAUCCCCGGUGGAUUUCAGCGUGUCGGCUCUCUCAACGCCCCCUCUCACGACCUGCUCACGGCUCUGUCGAAACUGAAGUCGAAUCCUGCUGCUGCCAGGAAUGCUAUCGACGCAAGUAAAACCUACCAACCUCCAUCCAAUGUCGAUACCCUCUUCCACGCCUCCUACGACCACGUUGGGGGAGAAACGUGUUUCCGAUGCCGCCAGGAUAUGAAAAUGAAGCGGGUACCGCGGGUUGGAGGUACAGAAAUAUUCUUCGGUACUGUUGCUUCUGGUAAUCAGGUAAUAAAAUAUGGUACUACCAGGGACAGGACCAGCUCUAAAUUAGAUGGCGUUCUGUGUUUCGAGAUGGAGGCUGCUGGUGUGGUGAAUUUGGUGCCCUGUCUUGUUAUUCAAGGCAUCUGUGACUACGCGGAUUCACACAAGAAUAAGACAUUCCAACCUCUUGCAGCCGCAGCCGCAGCUAUAUGUGCCAGGGAACUUCUUUCAUAUCUGCCUUACAAACCUACCUUGGGGAUUGAACAACAAGAAAUUCCUAUGCGUGGACCAGUGCAACUACGGACAGAAGACGAGAACCACCGGAACCACCAGAACCAACGCGACAUAGAACCCCAACACUGCAAGACGUCGACAGCACAAAAGCGGAUUUAUAUGGAGUCGCUCAGGUUCGACCAGAUGGACAGCCGACACGCAACAAUUAAGAGGGCACAUGCAAAAACUUGUCAUUGGCUGAUGGAUUGUCAAGAGCAUAAGGACUGGCUUAGCAUCGACUGUUUUGAUCAACAUCACGGAUUCUUCUGGAUAAAGGGGAAGCCAGGGGCAGGUAAAUCUACACUGGUAAAAUUUGCCUUCUCACAGGCCAAAAAGACGAUGAGAGACGUGAAUAUUCUGUGUUUCUUCUUCAAUGCUCGUGGCGAGGCCUUGGAGAAGACGGUGCUAGGAAUGUAUCGUUCUCUUCUUUGGCAGCUACUUGAACAACUGCCGGAUCUACAGGCAGUAUUCGACACAUCGUCAGUGACCGCUAGCCACGGUAAUCCUCCCAAUUGGACUGUCGAAACACUAAAGGACCUCUUCUGCACAGCGGUUGAGGGUCUUCAAAAUCGCUCUGUCAUAUGCUAUAUUGAUGCCCUUGACGAGUGCAAACAGGAGGAGGUCCAAGAUAUGUUAUCGUUCUUCGAACAAUUGGGCGAAAUUGCAGCAUCCAACCGACUUCGGCUCCUUGUCUGUUUUUCGAGCCGCCAUUAUCCUCAUAUUACCGUUGAGAAUAAAGUUGAGCUGGUGCUGGAAAAUCAGGGCGAUCACCACACGGACAUUUCCAAUUACGUGAAUGCGGAACUCAAAGUAGGGAGCGGCAGGCAGGUUCCACAGAUAAAGGAAAAAAUUAUCAAUCGAUCAUCAGGAAUUUUCUUGUGGGCAGUGCUCGUCGUACGUAUACUGAACGAGGAGUAUUCCCGUGGUCACGUUCAUACUCUCAAGCGAAGGCUAGACGAGAUACCGAAUGGAUUGCAUUCGUUGUUGAAGGAUAUCUUGACAAGAGACAAUAAUAAUAUGGCAAAAACGCUACUAUGCCUACAGUGA
Molecule: messenger RNA, 2001 nt
Organism: Aspergillus puulaauensis
Lineage: Eukaryota; Fungi; Ascomycota; Eurotiomycetes; Eurotiales; Aspergillaceae
Exons: 2
Coding region: 1-2001 (666 amino acids)
Biological process (GO): nucleoside metabolic process
Molecular function (GO): catalytic activity
Source: RefSeq, a predicted model, not a curated record